Mercurialis annua (annual mercury) is the source of this 1248-nucleotide messenger RNA. Its product is annotated as coatomer subunit beta'-1-like. Lineage: Eukaryota; Viridiplantae; Streptophyta; Magnoliopsida; Malpighiales; Euphorbiaceae. The record is from RefSeq and is a predicted model, not a curated record. The transcript has 10 exons. Bases 121 to 1032 code for a protein of 303 amino acids. Gene Ontology annotation, cellular component: COPI vesicle coat. Gene Ontology annotation, molecular function: protein binding. Gene Ontology annotation, biological process: intra-Golgi vesicle-mediated transport; intracellular protein transport; endoplasmic reticulum to Golgi vesicle-mediated transport.
GCAAAGUUUUGUUUAUGUUAUAAAUUCAUAGAUUCUCUUCAUUCUUAUCCCUCAUAAUCAAUUUCAAUCAAUUAAUCAUUACUUCUUGAAUUAUACUAUUAAAACUUCCUCUCUCUAGAUAUGGCUGCUGCUUUGGAAAUUAAGAAUGAAUUCACCCAACUAUCAGAAAGGGUAAAAUCUGUGGAUCUCCAUCCAACUCAACCAUGGAUUCUUACUAGUCUAUAUUCAGGAACUGUAUGUAUUUGGAACUACCAAUCUCAGACCUUGGAGAAGUCUAUCAAGGUCACUGAAUCACCCGUAAGAUCAGCAAAAUUCGUUCCGAGAAAGAACUGGAUUAUAACCGGAUCAGAUGACAAAUUUAUUCGCGUAUAUGAUUACGAUACAAUGGAGUUGAUAAAAGAAUUCGAGGCACAUAAUGACUACAUUAGAUGUGUAUCUGUGCAUCCUUCACUUCCUUGUGUAUUGUCAUGUUCCGAUGACAUGUUUAUAAACAUGUGGGACUGGGAGAAGGGCUGGGAUUGCAUUAGGGUUUUUGAAGGUCACUCAAGUUAUGUUAUGGACAUCACUUUUAAUCCAAGAGAUUCAUCUACAUUUGCUAGUGCAUCACUUGAUGGCACCAUUAAGAUAUGGAAUCUUGAUUCCCCUGUUCCAAUUGCUACAUUGGAAGGUCAUUCGAAAGGUGUAAAUUGUGUCGAUUACUCGAUCAAUGAUGACAUACCAUAUCUGCUAAGCGGUUCUGAUGAUUAUACUCUCAAGGUAUGGGACUGUGAAACUAAAAUUUGCUUUCAGACAUUAGAAAGCCAUACGAAUAAUGUCUGUGCAGUACGCUUCCACCCGGAGUUUCCCAUCAUAAUUUCAGGUUCUGAGGAUGGGAGUAUCUGUCUCUGGGAUGCAAACACUUACAGGCUUCAAAACACAUUGAACUAUGGCCUUGAAAGAGUUUGGACCGUUGGAUGCAAGAAAGGUUCAGAUGAGAUUGCAUUUGGUUGUGAUAAGGGAAGCAUUAUGGUCAAAGUUUGUAGCUCUCAUUGAGAUUGUUUGAGUAUUGCUAGACUACUGCAUGCUGCUGUUGCUAGAGAGUGCUUUAAAAUAAAUUUGAAUUUUUAAGUUUUUUUAUUAGAAAUCUCUUGAUAUGGUGUUUUAUUUUUCUUUCUUCUAGUGGCUUAUGUUAUGCUGUUGGACAAUGCAUGGAUAUGUAUUAUUUGUUCAAUGAGUGGAAUUAAUAAAGAGAUGUGUCACAUUUGUAAA